This is a messenger RNA of Calidris pugnax (ruff), 5489 nucleotides long. RefSeq names its product laminin subunit gamma 2 (gene LAMC2). The record is from RefSeq and is a predicted model, not a curated record. NCBI's taxonomy places the organism in Eukaryota, Metazoa, Chordata, Aves, Charadriiformes, Scolopacidae. The transcript is spliced from 23 exons. The coding region runs from base 51 to 3581 and encodes 1176 amino acids. Gene Ontology annotation, molecular function: extracellular matrix structural constituent.
GCAGCCGGGUUGCAGAGCCCCCUCGUCGCUUGUGCUCCCCGGCACAGGACAUGGCUGGGUGCUGGCUCCUGGCCCUCGGCUGCCUGGCCACGUCCCUCCUGCCCACAGCCCUGAGCACCAAAGGAGGAGAAGUCUGCGACUGCAACGGGAUGUCCAGGCAGUGCGUCUUCGACUGGUACCUGCUGAGGGAGACGGGGAAUGGGUACCGCUGCCUCGGCUGCCUGGGCAACACGGAGGGCACCCACUGCGAGCGCUGCAAGGUGGGCUUCUUCCGCCAGCGGGAGGGGGACUGCUGCCUGCCCUGCCGCUGCCACCCCCAGGGUGCCCUCAGCCCGCAGUGUGACAGUGGUGGCUGGUGCAGCUGCAAACCCGGCGUGAUGGGCAAGAAGUGUGACCAGUGCCAGCCAGGCUUUGAGUCCCUCUCUGAGGCUGGGUGCCGGAGGAGCGGGCAGAACCCACAGUGCGAGUGUGACUCGGCUGGCAGCACGGGGGGCUGCCUCUCCGGCCACUGUGUCUGCAAGGCGAGAGCGACCGGAGAGCGGUGUGAGAGGUGCAAGCGACACUUCUACAACUUGGACACCAGAAACCCCGCGGGAUGCUCCCCCUGCUUUUGCUAUGGGCACUCAUCUGUGUGUGUCAGCGCAGACAACCACAGCGUCUACAACAUUACCUCCACCUUCCAACAAGGUGCCGAAGGCUGGCGAGGUGUCCAUGAAAGCGGCUCCCCAGCCCAGCUCCAGUGGUCCCCACGCCACCAAGAUGUCUUCAUAGCAGCGAGGAGACAGGAGCCGAUAUACUUCGUGGCGCCUGCAAAAUUUCUUGGGAACCAGCAGCUGAGCUAUGGCCAGACACUCUCCUUCGAUUACCGCCUGGACCGAGGGGGACGCCAGCCAUCUCCUCACGAUGUGGUCCUGGAAGGAGAUGGCCUGAGAGUCACUGCCCCCUUUUUGCCCCAGGGGAAGGCCCUGCCUUGUGGCGUCAGCCAGACAUACACAUUCAGGUUGGAUGAGCACCUGAGCAGCAAGUGGAGCCCGAGGCUGAAUCACUUUGAAUAUCGAAGGCUGCUGGGAAACCUGACGGGUCUCUGGAUCCGAGCCACCUUUGGGGAGUACAGCACCGGCUACAUCGACAACGUCACCCUGGUGUCGGCGCGGCCUGUUCCUGGAGUCCCUGCUCCCUGGGUGGAGAGCUGCGAGUGCCCGGCGGGGUACCAGGGGCAGUUCUGCCAGAGGUGUGCCCCCGGCUACCGCAGAGAUGCUCCUGGCCUAGGGCCAUUCAGCAUCUGUGUGCCCUGCCAUUGCCAGGGGGGAGGAAUCUGUGACCCCGACACCGGGGAAUGCUACUCGGGAGAUGAAAACGUGGGCAAUAGUGUCAGCUGCCCAUUCGGCUUCUACCAAGACCCCCGGCAGCCAUACCACUGCAGGCCGUGCCCCUGCAGCAACGGCCAAGGCUGCUCAGUGGUGCCAGGCAGUGAGGAGGUCAUCUGUGACCACUGCCCUCUUGGAGCUGCUGGGGACAACUGUGAGUACUGCGCCGAUGGUUAUUUUGGAGACCCAGCAGCUUCCCGGCCCUGCCAGCCCUGCCAGUGCAAUGGCAACGUGGAACCCAACGCCGUGGGCAACUGCGACCGCCGCACCGGCGAGUGCCUCAAGUGCAUCUACAACACUGCUGGCUUCUACUGUGACCGCUGCAAAGAUGGCUUCUUCGGGAACCCCCUCGCCCCCAAUCCCGCCGACAAGUGCCGAGCCUGUGCCUGUGACUCGCCUGGCGCUGAGCCCCUCAAGUGUGGGAGUGAUGGGAGCUGCAUCUGCAAGCCAGGCUUUGAGGGUCCCAACUGUGAAGAGAGUGAGUGCCCGGGUUGCUACAGCCAAGUGAAAGCCCAGGUGGACCUGUACCUGCAGCAGCUGGUGGAGCUGGAGUUGCUGUUCUCAGAGGUGCAAGCUGGUGGUGGGGCCGGGAGCCAGGAGCUGGAGCGGAGGAUGCAGCUGGCUGAGGAGAUGCUGCGGGCUAUCCUCGGGGAAGCCAUUAGCCUCCAAGCCUCUGACAGAUCUCUGGAAAGCCGUGUGGCCAGGAUGAAGGGGCAAGUGUCCAACUCUCAGAGCCACUUGGACGAGAUCAAGGCAACGGUGGAGAGGCUGAGGUCUCUGGGGAGCCAGUACGAGAGGCAGGUGCAGGACACCCGGCAGCUGCUGGAGAGAGCUAGGCUGGACCUGGACCGUAGCACAGUUGCUCUGCGUCGGGUGACCAUUCCUGUUUCAAACCUUCCCGGGGGCUCAAACCAGUUCUUGAUGCUGGCCCAGGAGGCUCUGAGACUGGCCAACAGCCACGCACAAGCUGCCAACACCAUUGAGCAAGCCGCGAGGGCAGCGCGGGACGACGCGGGGCAAGCCCUGGAGUUGGUGCGUGCGGCUGCUGGAGGAGAGGAGGCCGCCUCCGGCUCCCUGCAGGGCCUGCUCGGCAAGUACGAGGAGCUGAAGUCACUGGUUGGAGGCCUGAAGACUGAAGCUGAUGGGAUGGCCUCUGAUGCAGACAGGGCUUAUCAGGGCAGCCUUGUACUCCUCAACUCCCUGUCACGCUUGACGAAGACCGACAUUGGCUCCUUUGAGGGGGAGGCCACCCGGCUGAAGCAGGACGCCAGUGCUCUCCUGAGCUUGGUGGACACCUACAUGGCCCAGUACCGGCAGCUGCAGAGCCGCACGGGGCGCUGGGAGGAAGAAAUCAAGCAGCUGCUGCAGAGGGGAGAGGGCGAGAGAGCGACACUGACGCAGCUGCUGUCCCGAGCCAACCUUGCGAGGAACACAGCCCUGCAAGCCGUGAGUGCUGGCAAUGCCACCUUCUACGAGGUGGAACAGAUCCUGAAGAGCCUCCGGGAGUUUAACCUGCAAGCAGAUGACAAGAGGAGGGAAGCUGAAGAUGCCAUGAGAAGGCUACCGAUUAUCAGUAGCAUGGUCGCAAGUGCCAAGGAGAAGACAGACCGAGCUGAAACAAUCCUGGGAAGUGCUGCUUCUGAAUCCAAGGCAGCCAACAGUGUGGCAGAAACAGCAAAAGAGAUCACCAUGGGGAUUCAGCAGGAGAUCACAAGGCUGAGGGUGGAAGCCAACAAGUCGGCUGAUGGUGUCCUGGCCCUGGAGAAGGCAGUGGCUACCCUGCAGCGUGAGGCCAAGGAAGAGGACGAUGAAUUUAAGAGGAAGCGCUCGGAGGUUGAAGCAGAUGCCGCUGUGAUACAGGAGACAGCACAGGAAGCUCAGAGGGUCCAUGCUAAGGCUGGCGAGGCAGGAAUGGUCGUGAAGGAGACAUUGAGUGCCUUGGAAGAGCUGCUGCGUCUAAUGAACCAGCCUGGUGCUGUGGAUGAGGAUGGCCUGAAGCAGCUUGAGAUGAAUUUUAGCAAAGCUAAAGCCAGAAGCAAACAGCUGAAGGAUGAGAUGUUGGAGCUGGAGCAGACAGCCGCAUUACAGAAGGCCCGGGUGCAAACACUGGAGAGCAGCAUUGAUGGGAUCCUGGCGGAUAUUAAGAACCUGGAGGAUAUCCAGAAGAGUCUUCCUCCAGGUUGUUACAACACAAAAGCCAUUGAAUUGCCAUGAGUGGGCUCUGGAAAGGCUUGCAGCACCUGCCAGACUGUGAUGGCAGGAGAGCCUGGUCCAGCUGCCCUCCCCAAACCCAGCAGGACUGCAUUUGACUGUGGUGAACUGAUCUUUACCCUCAAGUUCAGUGUGGCAGCUGAAGUUCUCAUAGUCAUGCUAGCCCUGGAGAGUCCCUGAUUUUUCAAAGUGGUCCGUCCCUCGGUCAUGAGAGGAAGGAGACUCCUGGUUGCAUGAAGGUGUUCCUGACUGAAGAACAGCCUGUUCCUACAACAUUUCUCUGACAUGCAGGUGGGAGUUGGCUUGGUGUUACCCUUGGGAAUUUGCAUAGUUCAGAGCCUGAAGUUCACAACCUUCACAAGAGGUUCUCCAUCCUCUGUGGGUCCCCCCUCCUGGUCUGGCACACACAGAGUGUCUACAGUCUCUGUCCUUACUUUUGACACUACCACCACCACCUCCUACUCAUGUUCUCCAUGGGAUCUUCUUCUCAGGAGGCAGGGAGCAAGCAGCGUGAAGUGGCAGCUCGAGGGAGAUGAGUUUUGACCUGUGACAUAUGGCUUUCUCCUCCCAACCUGCCCAGUCCUCACCUUGCUGGGAGUGGUGCUAGUGUGGUUUUGUUGUGUCUUGGACAUUUGGCAUCAGAUGCCACUGAUGACCUUUUUCAUUAAGCUGCAGGUCUUCCAUGGUGCGCCCCAGUUGAGGUAGUUAAGAUUUUUCUAAAGGGGAAAGAAAAAAAAAAAGUGCCAGCUGCCUUUGAGCUCAGGGUGAUGGCAGGAUGGAGAAAGAAGGGGAUCCCAGGCUUGGAGGGUAGCCGAGGAGGAGGGAACUGCUGGGGCUCCUCAAAUGCUCCACCUGCUUCCCUCAGCCAGGAAGAGAGAACACCCUUUCUUUCUCCUUCAGUUCUUUGCAAGUCCCAAAGCCCCUGAGGAAUGACAUUCUUGUCAAAGCUCCUCCUGGGCAAGCACAGGUGUCUCUACCAUCCCCUUACAAGGUCAAGCACAACCUUUCCUUCCAAGACUAGCUGGUGUGGUACCAGGCAGCUUCCUGGGUCUCCCAGACCCUGGGAGAAGCAAGGUAGUGUCCUCUCUGCGCAAGCACUCAGGGCCCUGUAGCGCUUGUUACAAGAAUGAGGGCUUUCUCCAGGGAUUUGCAGCCACAAGCUCUCACAUCUGGGAGCCUGGUCCCAUACUGCUGGAGUGCCAGUGUUCUGAUUCAAUCCACUUAAAAAUAUUGAUGAUGUCUUGAAUAUGUGUUCAUGUCUUGUUUGGUGCUGCCCAUUUCCCUCUCCAUCCAUCCCUUCCUCCCUCCCACGUGGUGCUGGAUGUUUCUCAGAGGCUCAAAUAGUUGUCUGCAGGGUUUCCCGCUGUACAUCUGAAGAGAGCUUGGAGGAGUUGAAGAUCAUGGUGCUUGCUUCACCCACCCGUGGCUUUCCUGUGGGUCCAGCUCUGUUCUGACACUGCUCCCAGCUUCCUUUAGACGCCAUUUCAGGGGAAAAAAAGAGCUAGCAGGUGCUGAAAGUCAACUCUGCUGAAGCCCUGAAGCCUGCAUAGUGGUGAAAGAGGAGGUCCUGGAUGGAGGAGGACACUGCAGGACGUGCUCACCCCUCGUUAGCUCUGAUUCUCUGAUAAAGCAGCACCCAUGCUUUUGCUUGAUAAGGAUAUACCAAUGUAUAUGUCUGCCUUACACUUUUAUUUAAACAAGAAGUAUUCUUGCCUCUGGCACAUCUACCUUCUCCUGCUGUACAGCAAUAGGGACAGGUAUUAUAGACCUGACUUCAUUUUUCUAUGAGUUGGGUUUUUUGAAAAGGAGGAUGUCAAUAAAUAACAAAUACUUUUGGCUGGAUCUUGCCUACUGGUUUAUUUUCUCUAGCUCCCUGGUUUCUGUGAGUUUGGCCAUCAGUUCCCCAGGGGU